CCCAACGCAUGUAAUGGUUUCUAUUACCCAGGUAAUUUUAUGCCAACGUUGAGAUGGUUAUAGAGCAUACCCAGCGACAAUCAUUGAGAUAAUGAUAUAUCAUCCAGGGCCUUCGAUUCUCUAGGCGGGGUUCAGCUAACAGAUACUCCUCUCGUUAUGCCACGAACACUUCGCUCCCUCUACGUUAAUCAACAUACUCAAAUAUAAGAGGCAACGCCAUCGAUCACAAUCGGAGAAGUCCCGCGUUCAUGUAACGUAACCAUGACCUCUCGCAGUUCAACAAACCUAAACAUUCAUGGUGUUCGCUGUCUUCUUCAAAGUGCCUGAUUGUUUCCAUUCUGUAUCUCUAACUAUCUACGAUUAAUCAGCUUCGAUCCUAGCGAUCAUGCAACCUAAGCCCUACAUCCUAGCGGAAACGCACAUCUCAGCUACUAUCCUAUCAUUCACAUCGGGACCUGAGCCGCAACUCAAGCUGACACUUACUCUAGUAGGCGCGCAACAACCCAUCACUAUUAGCAAAGAGUACUACCAACUAUUCACACCGAGUAAUGCCUUCAUAAUUAGUGGGGUGCCCAGUGGUCGGAAGAUCUACACUUUAUUUGUCGAUAUAAAUCAUCGCCUUGGGCCACCAUUGCACCUCGACGCUGAGCAUGCUGAUCGGUUCUUGACUCUAGAGCCUGGCAUACCAUGCGAGAUUCAUAACUUCAGUUUCCGGCCUCUUGGCUCCGAGAGAAACAGCCAGAAGGCGGCGUUGGCGCCUGAGGAUGAUAAUAAUAAGUAUCGCGGGUACAAGUUUUUGCGGCUGGGCAUGAACUGGCUAGAACCUGGGGACGAGUAUCUAAUUAGUGCGCGCCCAGGUUUACAGAUUGGGACCUGGCGCCGAGGAAGGAAAGAAGAGCUAAUGCCUUGUGCGUGGAAUACAUCGGAUGGAGAUCCACUUGAUGUUGUUCCGACUGAAGGCAUCCGGGUCCGAAUUGAGGAAUAAAUCAUUUCCACUCUUAAUAUUAAGCACAGAAAAGGCUUCAUCCAAUGGCCAUGCUUUGACCAGGGUUUGACCAGGGUUUUGACCGUGGUUGCUGGACGGUGUUCUACAAUUGAAAAUCAAGAGUGUAGACCUCGAGACGGAAGUAGCGACCAAAUCCCAUACCUACCUAGGUAGGUAAUUAAA
Molecule: messenger RNA, 1168 nt
Organism: Hypoxylon trugodes
Lineage: Eukaryota; Fungi; Ascomycota; Sordariomycetes; Xylariales; Hypoxylaceae
Exons: 1
Coding region: 386-985 (199 amino acids)
Source: RefSeq, a predicted model, not a curated record